Molecule: messenger RNA, 5462 nt
Organism: Heterobilharzia americana
Lineage: Eukaryota; Metazoa; Platyhelminthes; Trematoda; Strigeidida; Schistosomatidae
Source: the annotation of a GenBank genome assembly
AGAUAAAUUCGGAAGACCGCGUUGUUUGAUUUCAAUAUAAUGAGUUUCUUGGCGGAUGACCGUCGUAGGUCUAGGAAGUCAGCUCCUGUUAAAAAUGCAGUUUUCCUGGGAGCAAUUAACAAAAGUCGCUCUCGUGCAUACACUCCAAUAAACCAAAAUCAAAUAGAUAACAUACAGUCCGAGAACCGUGACGUUGGACGGUGGCUAGAAAAGUCAUCCCAAAAUGUAGAAAGUGAGAGGACUAGUCGUUCAUCUACUAAGGCGAUCGGAAAAACGACACCUGUUCGGAUGUCUACACCUGUUCGAAGCUGCGAAAACACUCCAAGGUACAGGACUCGACACCGAUCUAAGGAGGAAAGUUGUGAUCACAACAGGUCACGUAGCAUCUUAUCCUCGACUGGAAGUCGUCGGAAGUUCCAUCCUGAUUAUGAUCCGCUGAUUGAGAUCAGGCGUGCCCAGGAACGUCUUGAUCGCUACCGAACUCACGGAGAUUGGAAGGUCGAUAUGCUGCUUUGCGAUGAUGCUGACGAAGAUCUAAAUCGCUAUGAAGAGAAGUUAAAGCGCAGGCUAGCUGAAAGGGGAGAAGGACAAGAAUCUAUUGAACUUGAAAGAAGGCAGAUGGAAUUGUUAAGGAGACAAAAAGACAUCGAUAUGGGUAAAGUCACAGAACGUUAUGCUGAAUACGUGUUAAGUAUUCCAAAACCUGAGCGUCAAAAGUACCAUCCUCGUACUCCCAACAAAUUUCGUAAAGUUUCUCGUCGCGCAUGGGAUGGUAUGAUUCGUAAGUGGCGCAAACAUCUACACAACUUCAGUGAUCUUAAUUUUGAAGAUACUUGGCGUUCGUUAUCGACUGCUGAUCUCUCAAGUAGUCUUUCUAGUUCGUCAUGGGUCUUAGAAAGCGCUACGUCUAGCGACACAGAGAAUAUAAAUCCAGAAGAAUAUCGAAUUCCAUUAAUAAACUGUGACCAACCUCUUUCCCAUUCUUUUCAAAGCCCAAAGGAUCUCACAGCUUCGCCAACCAUUAAAAUGUCAUGUAAUCAAAACCAGUAUCGCAAGUAUGAUGAAGAUGAAGAUACACUACAGGGGAUUCCAAAGCAGUGUAAAGACAGAAAACUUUGUCAAGAAAUUCCUAAAGAGGAAGAAGAAGACACUUUGACAGGUCCCUUAACCACUCAUGAAAAUCGCAGGAUGACACGACAUUCCAAAAUAUCCUAUGAACCUUCAGCUGAUAUUUUGCAUAGUGGGCUCACAAAUGAUAUGCAAUCACUAGCUCCUGUCGGUCAUAAACGGUCUUCAGUACAUCUCGAUCAAAGUAUUGCUUUUAAAAAAACUGUUGAUAUUCACAAUUUCACAGACUUCCCUCAUUUGAUUCCAACUACUGGUAAGUAAUUUGGAUUUAUGUAGAAAUUAUAUGUACAUCUUGUCAAUGCAAAUGGAACAGUAUGACCCCGAUGUACUGAUUGAAGUUCAGUCGAAAUUCACUCAGUAACCUUGGUCGUGUAAGGGUAGUUUAGCUACAUUAUGUUAAAAAUUCGUAAGAAUGGUCGUAAAGUUUCUAAGAAAUAUUAAUAUAAACUAAUGUUGCCGUAUCAUGAUUUGAUCUUUAUGACCUUAUUGUUGUUCAUCCUUAAUUUUUAUGGCAGAUAUUCUAACGCCUAAAGUUAAUUUCUGUGUUGAAUAAUUAGGCUGUCGCAUCUAAUCAGCAAUGUGACGAAAUUUCAGUUGACCAGUUCGUAAUAGUUAGUAGUUAUCCAUGAACUAAGGGGAUGUUGACUGAAUCAUUUAGUGAGGUUCUAUGUAAACAUUAAAAAGAUGAAAAAUAGGUUAGCAUAGCAUCAGUUUAAGUUGCAACAAUCCAUAAGGAAGUGAAUCGAAGAGAAACUGUACUAAGAUAUAUAAUAGUGUAUGAGAAGAGACUAAAUAAAUGAAAUUUAUUGAAGAUAUUUUGUUGGAAACUUUCAAUAAUAUAACUCCAAUGGUACAGAUAUCUACACUGCUUAACGACUUUGAUAUUCUGAUUUCAUUAGUCUUCACUUAUUUGUCCUGUGUUUGGUGAAGUCACCAUGUGAGCAAUGUUGAGGUCAGGUGAAGGUUACUAGGCACAAUAGGCAAGUCAAUUGAUGAGGUUGUGAACCUUAGUUGACUGAAGUGUCUUGGGAAUGGACUGCUCAUGUCAAGCCACUACUACCUACGUCAACUCGCCAUACUGCCUGAAUACAAUAUUCAGGUGUGGACUAAAAAUUUGAGGUUUUGUUAAGCGGGAUAUGUUAUCUCACUCGGAAUAGGUUUUAGAUGUCGAAAGCUUCAGUGUCAAGUCCGCAGUGUAGUUCGACUUGGGUCUUAAUCAGUGGUCGCAUAGUAGGACGUUAAAGGGGAACGGUAGAGGGCACAAUGUUUCCCAACAGGAACACAAUUUGAAUGCAAAGAAAUGUAUAAAAACUAAAGGGCAUGCUGCUUUAAAUGAGUAAUUUGAUAUCUUUUGAGAUACUGGAUAAAAAAGUGGGAUAGUUGUAUGUAGCUACAGAAUCAAAGGGACAUGUUAAAGUUCCAGCAUACGUUACUUUUUGAACUAUCUGUUGUGUUUGCGUAAGUAAACUACCACUAUGGGAAUCGAGGAUGCAAUAUACCUUGAUUUUUGAACCAACUGCAUUUAGAACCUUCCAACAAAGAGGGAGCAAUAUAAACUCGGAGUCUUCGGGAAACAUCUUACCGCUGUCAUGCCUCAUAGAGCUAACAGGACUUCCUCAAACUCAGAACCCAGAACCCUCUGCCAACCGGUGGCUGUUAAAUUGACUUGGUGGUCUGGCUGGCAUAUCGCAAUAAUCCAGCGAGCAGCACUGACCGGAACGCUUUUUCCUUCAAGGUCCUGCCAUACCGGAAAGCCUGCUGGAUAGUGGUAAGACGAAAAGCAGUUACCUUUAGUUGUAAAUUUUAACGUUAGAUGGGAGUCCGAUGGCGAAGUCUCACUGUUGAUGGGGCGGGGAAACGAAAGCUGUUAGGUAUCUCUUGAAUGACCGGCAGUGCCCUCGCGGAUAAUGUCUUCCCUGUGCCACCGGGAGUUAGAAAAGACCGGCCCUAGAAAUAGCCAUCUCGUCUAUACCUGCGGCAUAUCGAUGCUGGCUAUAUAGUUUCAUAGUCGGCUUCAAAACUGAAAAACAAAAUCUCAAACUUCCAAAAAGAUGGUGUGUGACACCUAAAGCAGAUGUUGUUUGGACUCUAUGGUCACCCAUUAACCCUUUUUUUUGAUGCACCUCUAGUACUAAUUUUCUAUGGUGUAAGCAUCCGGGAAAUUGCAGAUUUUAGUGUCCGCACACUUCCUUAACUCGACCAACAAGCUUCUCUAGCCGAAACACUAGCAUCUGGGUCAUGAAUGUGUGCUGUGUUUGCAAGACACGCAUACGGGGGCCCUAGUGGUUUAGUUCACUUAACCUCAUCUAGUCAAAUAUGGUGACUUCGCAGAAUUCAUGCUUCGAGUUUCUGGAGAUUUGAUGGCUAGUUUUUGCGGUCUUCCAGAUGUGGGUAUUGAACUAAGUAUAAUCUCUAGGCAGAAAAUGUGCUGGACUCAACAGCACAGUAAGAAGUAUAAAAAAAUGGUAGAACUCUUUCAUGUCUCUUUUUUUUAAUAUCCGAUUACGCAAUGGAACGAUGGUCGGAACACUUCGAGAAACGGUUCAACUGGCCUCCAGCUGCCAUUCCGUUUCCGCUAUUCACUUGGAGUCCCUUCCUCCCAGUACUUACAGAAGUUGGGAAGGCUAUAGGUAAUCUGCAAAAAGUAAAAACAGACGGACGAGUUCCAGAAGACAGGAUUAGUAUUACAAUAAAGAGGUGUUAACUAGUGUGUGGAGUCAGUUAUGAUCCCCUCUGACUGGUCGCAGUCACUGAUUGUUCCACUAUUCAAGGAAAAUUUGAAGUCAUCUUGUGAUGACUACAGGCGAACCAGCUGGAUGAACAUAGGAGUUAGGAUUCCGGUUUCUAUGAUUAUCAGACGUCUAAGUGGGGCUCGAAAACAAACCCAAGAAAAGCUGGCAGGUUCCAGAACAAACCACGAGCAUAUCCACUCGAUACUCAUCCUCUGCCAAGUUCUGAAACAGGCAUACUUACCACUGCUCACCACUGGUUGCAUUUUUUGAUCUAUAGGCGCCAUUCAAGUCUGUGCAACAAGAGGUCGCAUAGCAGCUUCUCUCUGAAGGCGGGGGUGCCGAAUGAGUAUACCACUCUGUACUCGGACAUGGCUGUGUUAGAACCGACUGUGAGUGGUCAAGUGAAUGUUCACUAAUUUUUUUUUCAAACACAUAUUUAUGAAGGUCUCCCUCUCGUCUUUUGACUUGACAGGGAUUGAUUUAGUCACAAGAGACUCUUUAGUAGACAGUCGUGUCGGGUGAAGGUGUUGAGAAUAUGUAGAGUCUUCUAGAACCCUUAAGUGGUGAUUUGUAAAUGUUUGUGAUGCGUUUCUCAUCACCCAAAAGCAAAUUAUUCUUCCGGAACUUAUUUUCAGUCUUGCCUUGUUAAACAGUAGGGAAUAAGAUGGUCGAGAGCAUUAACGACUUCACUUCAGCGCUCAAGUAGGAAAGCUAAGCCAGUCAGAAAGUCAUCUUGGAUCUACUUGCGGAAUCCCAUACCAACAAAGAGACAAUGGUGAUCGUUUAAUGCAGUUCUGUUCUGACAAUUACUUGUCCCUGACCAGGAAUAUUUUCAAGUGUGAGGAGAGAUACCGCUUUACAUGCUCUCCGCUGACAUCAAACCAACGAAAGACACGGAUAGAUCAUAUUUUCAUGAACUGUCGUUGGAGAAUUGCCGCUCUUUCUGUAGUUCCUGUGUGGACUUCGAUCACCUGUUAUUAUGGGGAUGUGUAUGUCUGGGUAUCCAAAUGGAAUGUAAAAACAUUCAUGGAGUGGAUAUCUAAGUGAAAUAGUUGGACCAUCGACCACUACACUUAUGUGCGAAAUGUAAUCACCCCUGAAGGACCGAUGACGGAUGAAAUGUUUACAUUAAUACAAAAGACUGAAUUAGGACAUUACCAACAAGAUUUCUUUUUCCCCAAAACCCUAAAUUAUCAGAAGUUGUUUACAUAAUUGGAGGUAUCGGCUUUUAGUUUCGCAACGAUGCAACAAACCUUUUUGAUAUGGUAGGAUAUCAAGGAGCAACUGUUUUUCAGCCAGAAUAGCUUACUGAGCUAUCUUAACAGGCGACAACAUCACUGUCAUGUCAAAACAGCUAAGGUCAGUCGGUAACCAAUUUAUGGCGACGCAUUUUUGAUUGAGGUCCUUUGAUUUUAUCUGCUUGUUAUUAAUUUAACGGGUCAACAAUAUGUUAUAGCAUGCGUUGAUGAAGAACCUCGCCUGGUUAACUAGUUCACUAGUUACUAGCCGGUCCUAAGCCCGGGUAAAGAGGGAAGGUUGGGCAUAGGGCUAGCAACCCUACCCCGUAAAACAAAUCUAACCGCUAAAGAAACUUCAAAGCAC